This is a messenger RNA of Pocillopora meandrina, 558 nucleotides long. Lineage: Eukaryota; Metazoa; Cnidaria; Anthozoa; Scleractinia; Pocilloporidae. The record is from the annotation of a GenBank genome assembly.
UUAAGCAGCAACGCUGCUGCAAACAUACUUCUCGAAAAUCAGCGGAAUCUAGUGGUUCUUUUGGCCUGGAUACAAGGUAUCAUUUUAUGCGCAUUAUCGCCUCUGAUCACCUUCGGGAAUGCGUUCGUGGUUUAUGCAGUAUGGAGAGAUCCACUGAAGAACUUGCGCUCAUCACCUUCGAAUUUCAUUCUACAAUCGAUGGCAGUGGCCGAUUUACUUGUUGGCGUGGUCUUGUCUCCGCUCAACGCAUACUUGCUUUUGAAAAUAGCCAUUGACAAAAGGAUCGCGCUUCCAUUACAUAUUACAUACUCUCUUGGCACUACCCUAGUAGGAGCAUCGCUCGCACAUCUUAUGCUUUUGUCUAUAGACAGAUUUUGCGCAGUUGUAACGCCUCUGAGAUACAAAGCCAUCAUUACCUAUCGACGCGUUCACCAGGCACUUGUUUUAGUUUGGUGUUACUUCAUCUGCUUUGGAAUCGCAGCCUUCUUGUUUGAAAACAAAGUUUUGAUAGUUGGCCUUGUAUUUGGGAUUCACACGGCCUUUCUUCUAGAUCUCACU